Messenger RNA from Bipolaris sorokiniana ND90Pr, 798 nucleotides. RefSeq lists its product as uncharacterized. The transcript has 3 exons. The record is from RefSeq and is a predicted model, not a curated record. The coding region runs from base 1 to 798 and encodes 265 amino acids. NCBI's taxonomy places the organism in Eukaryota, Fungi, Ascomycota, Dothideomycetes, Pleosporales, Pleosporaceae.
AUGUCUUUUUUGCUGGUUCGAGCCUUGCUAUGCCCAUUCAGUCUUCUUUUUUUACUGCUUGUUUCUGCUGACAGCACCUCUCACUGCUUCCGCCAACAAGAAAAUGGAUAUGCGCGAACUACAGUGCAAUGUAUCCAGCAGCCAUCGCUACAACUACAAUUGCCCCUUUUAUAUUUACUUGCUGAUGGCACGCCUUGUGUUGUGCAGCUGCAGCAUAUUGAACCGGGAUUGUGCGGUGACAACUUCAUGCGAUUCGAAACCCCAAGAGUUUUUGAACUACUCUUCGUUGAAGCCUCAAGUCAAACCGAUCAUCAGAGACGCUCAACAUCACCGUUGAACGCGGCUCAAGCUGCCAGUCAAGAUCAACAUAUGCCUGGUGUGGAUAGAGCCCAAGGCUGCACCAGCAGCAGAAGAUCAAACCCACGACGCAGAUUGUGCCAACGCAAUCCUUUGCAGGUCAAACAGUAUGGGCCAUCAAAAUUAGGAGGCUUAGGCUGCGCGGCUGGUCGUGAAGGUGUCAAGAGUCUGCGUGUCCACUUUGCUGCCUACGCGUCCUGCCAUGCUCGCGCACACACAACGCUUACGAUUCUCACUGGAUUCCUACAAACAAGGCGCCUAUCCAUGUCAAAAGACCUGGGCUAUAUAAUGGCUCUAAUUGUUCUGUCUUUCGCCCUCUUAAAGGGUGUGGGAAUAGCCCACUCGGAAAGAACAAAGACUGACUUCCUACCACAGGCCGAACGUUCGAACUACCGCCCAGUCGAAACCUCAAUCCGGACGGACCACCACCACGACUACUAA